Messenger RNA from Cucurbita moschata (crookneck pumpkin), 897 nucleotides. Its product is annotated as auxin-binding protein ABP19a-like. Gene Ontology annotation, cellular component: cell wall. The coding region runs from base 29 to 670 and encodes 213 amino acids. Gene Ontology annotation, molecular function: manganese ion binding. The record is from RefSeq and is a predicted model, not a curated record. NCBI's taxonomy places the organism in Eukaryota, Viridiplantae, Streptophyta, Magnoliopsida, Cucurbitales, Cucurbitaceae. The transcript has 2 exons.
GGCCUCUCAUUCCCCUACUUUGUUAUCCAUGGCUAGCAAGAUGGUGCUUCCUCUUUUCUUCGUCUUCUCCGUCCUCGCCUCCUUUUCCCACGCUCUCGUCCAAGACUUCUGUGUCGCCGACCUCAAAUCCCCCGACACGCCCGCUGGCUUCCCUUGCAAGAAGGUGUCACUUGUUACGGAAAAGGACUUUGUUUACUCCGGCCUCGGUGUUGCUGGUAACACGUCAAAUCUCAUCAAGGCGGCUGUGACUCCAGCCUUCACUGCUCAAUUUCCCGGCGUGAAUGGCCUCGGAAUCUCAUUGGCUCGCCUUGACCUUGCGGUUGGCGGUGUGAUACCGUUCCACACCCACCCUGCUGCCUCCGAAGUUCUGCUCGUCGUCGAAGGCACAAUCUGCGCCGGGUUUGUUUCGUCGGCGAAUACCGUCUACUUCAAGACAUUGAACAAAGGUGACAUUAUGGUAUUCCCUCAAGGGCUACUACAUUUCCAAAUAAACUCCGGCAAGGGCGGUGCUCUUGGAUUUGUUAGCUUUAGUAGUGCCAACCCAGGGCUGCAAAUUCUCGACUUCGCCUUGUUCGGUAACGAAUUGCCGACCGAUAUCGUUGCGAAGACGACGUUCUUGGACCCUGCUACGAUCAAAAAGCUUAAGGGCGUUCUGGGCGGAAGUGGUUAGAUGAACUCGAUAGAGAAAAGUCUCCUAUAGAGAUUGAUUUUUAUUAGAGAGUCGUUAUUGUUAGUUGUUGGUGUGUCUUUGGCUGUGUCUUGUAGUUUUUUCCUUGUCGUCCACUUAAUCGUCGUAUCAUGUAUGGUGUCUGUAUCAUGUGUUUGGUAGCUUUAAGGUUGUAAUAAUCAUCCAUUGAUGUUUUUUUUUUAUUAAUCCUAAUUUAGAAUAAAGAAAAA